CUGUCACACAUAUAUAUUUCUCUGUGUCUGCUAACUCCUUCAACGUACGCCAUGGCUUCUUACACUAAGUCCCUUGUUCCCUCAUCCUCUUCCCUUUCACGACGUCCUUGGUUUCCCCCUCACAUUCGCCAUCCUCCUCCUCUUCCACGCCGCUCUCCUACCUCAUAUCCCUCCAUUUCUUGCUCCAUUGCUACCAGUAAAGUGCAGGGGCCGAUUGUGGAAAGGGGUGAAGAGGUGAAGAGUAAGAAUGAUGAAGAUAACUGCUAUGGAGUUUUCUGCUUGACCUAUGAUCUCGAGGCUGAAGAAGAAACAAGAACAUGGAAGAAACUAAUCAACAUUGCAGUCUCUGGUGCAGCCGGAAUGAUCUCUAAUCACCUCCUUUUCAAGCUUGCAUCUGGUGAGGUUUUUGGUCCAGAUCAACCUAUAGCUCUGAAAUUACUGGGAUCUGAAAGAUCAUUCCAAGCACUUGAAGGAGUUGCAAUGGAACUGGAGGAUUCCUUGUUUCCUUUACUAAGAGAGGUUAGUAUUGGGAUUGACCCCUAUGAGGUGUUUCAAGAUGUAGAAUGGGCUCUGUUAAUAGGCGCUAAGCCUCGCGGUCCUGGCAUGGAGAGGGCUGAUUUAUUAGACAUAAAUGGCAAAAUCUUUGCUGAGCAGGGAAAAGCACUAAAUGCUGUGGCAUCCCGAAAUGUGAAAGUUAUAGUUGUGGGAAAUCCUUGCAAUACAAAUACUUUGAUAUGCUUGAAGAAUGCUCCAAACAUUCCUGCAAAGAACUUUCAUGCUUUAACUCGCUUAGAUGAGAACAGGGCCAAAUGUCAGCUAGCUCUCAAGGCAGGUGUCUUUUAUGAUAAAGUGUCAAAUAUGACCAUAUGGGGGAAUCACUCAACUACUCAGGUCCCUGACUUUUUAAAUGCCAGAAUUGAUGGUUUGCCUGUUAAAGAUGUGAUCAGGGAUCGCAAAUGGUUAGAGGAAGACUUCACUCAAAAGGUUCAAAAGAGAGGUGGUGCUCUUAUUCAAAAGUGUGGGAGAUCAUCAGCUGCAUCAACUGCUGUAUCAAUUGUUGAUGCCAUUCGCUCUUUAACCACUCCUACUCCUGAGGGUGAUUGGUUUUCCUCUGCUGUGUAUACAAAUGGGAAUACUUAUGGUAUCGCAGAAGAUAUUGUUUUCAGCAUGCCAUGUCGAUCUAAAGGAAACGGUGAUUAUGAACUUGUCAAGGAUGUUAUAAUUGAUGACUACCUCCGACAGCGAAUAACCAAAACAGAAGCAGAGUUGCUGGCAGAGAAGAGAUGUGUGGCUCACCUAAUAGGCCAGGUAACCUUCUUAUAUAUACAUGUAUCUAAUGUGUUUAACCAAAUUGCUGUGCUGAGACUCGUCAUUUGAAACAUGCUUUGAUUCUGAUUCAGGGGAGUUCUGUGUGUGAGCUGCCUGGUGACACAACGCUCCCUGGAGAAAAGUAGCAAAACCAAUUAGCACCUUACAGUUAGAGCGCACUUCUACACUAAUUUCUAGGUAAAUAGUCCAGUAAGUGAACAAGAAAAAUUUGUAUACAAGGCCAAUCAUAAAUGCCAGUCACACAAGCGCUUCAUAUACACUUGAGUGAGAUUCACUAAUGACAGUUUAUGAUCGGCUUUGUUUACAAAUUUUUUUCCUUUCUUUCUUUUUUAAGGAGGUACGUUUCAAAUAUCGAGGGUAAGUUCACCAAGUGGCGGAUAAUGAUUACUGUACAAUAAAUCGAGCGUAAAUUUUGCCCGCUUCACAUGGCAGUAGAUGCAAAUCAUUGUUUGGCUUUUCCAGCCACAUUGUACUCAUAAUUUGUCAUCCAUAUGUUGUAGUAUGGCAAUUAAAUUUAGUUGAGAUAAAAUUUGCCGCCCGA
Molecule: messenger RNA, 1870 nt
Organism: Neltuma alba
Lineage: Eukaryota; Viridiplantae; Streptophyta; Magnoliopsida; Fabales; Fabaceae
Product: malate dehydrogenase [NADP], chloroplastic
Exons: 13
Coding region: 52-1377 (441 amino acids)
Biological process (GO): malate metabolic process
Molecular function (GO): L-malate dehydrogenase (NADP+) activity
Source: RefSeq, a predicted model, not a curated record